This is a messenger RNA of Nymphaea colorata (pocket water lily), 944 nucleotides long. RefSeq names its product 60S ribosomal protein L12-like. The coding region runs from base 121 to 621 and encodes 166 amino acids. The record is from RefSeq and is a predicted model, not a curated record. Gene Ontology annotation, biological process: translation. The transcript has a single exon. Lineage: Eukaryota; Viridiplantae; Streptophyta; Magnoliopsida; Nymphaeales; Nymphaeaceae. Gene Ontology annotation, molecular function: structural constituent of ribosome; large ribosomal subunit rRNA binding. Gene Ontology annotation, cellular component: ribosome; cytosolic large ribosomal subunit.
UGACCCGAAGAAAGAAGUGAACCCUAGGCAGGAUUUCUGGUCUCUUCUUCUUCUUUCGUUCUUCCGCGUCUCCGCCCUCCCUACUCAAAGACAGGGAAAGCAACAGCAGCAGCAGCAGCGAUGCCGCCGAAGUUCGAUCCGACGCAGAUCGUGGAGGUGUACGUCCGGGUGACGGGCGGAGAAGUCGGGGCGGCGUCGUCUCUGGCGCCGAAGAUCGGGCCUCUGGGUUUGUCGCCGAAGAAGAUAGGAGAAGACAUCGCCAAGGAAACGGCCAAGGACUGGAAGGGCCUGCGCGUCACCGUGAAGCUCACUGUCCAGAACCGGCAGGCCAAGGUCUUCGUCGUUCCCAGCGCCGCCGCCCUCGUCAUCAAGGCACUGAAGGAGCCGGAGCGCGACCGGAAGAAGACAAAGAACAUCAAGCACAAUGGCAACAUCUCCUUGGACGAUGUCAUCGAGAUUGCCCGCGUUAUGAAGCCCAGGUCCAUGGCCAAGGACCUCGCCGGCACCGUCAAGGAGAUCCUUGGCACAUGCGUCUCCGUCGGCUGCACCGUCGAUGGCAAGGAUCCCAAGGACCUGCAAACGGAGAUCACGGACGGCGACGUGGAAAUACCGGAAGCCUGAGACAGCAAAGAGAGCGGCAGUGCAGCCCCUUCUUUCCCCUUUUGCCGCUGGGAAGUGAAAAUUAGAACUGGAAAAGAGAAAGUAGUUUCGUUUCCUCGGUUUCUAAUGUUUCUACUUGCUUGUCUGUUUGUUUAGCUUUAGGCAUUGAAAUAUUCCUCCUUUUCGGAUCUUCUGAAGGGAUUUUUGAUUCAUAGACGGAGAAGUGAACAGAACAAAACUCUUCGUUUUGCUUUUUCUUUCUUUUCCCUGAAUAACCUCCCCCUCCCUGGUUAGCGUAUGAGUAAUUGAAAAUGGUUAAUGUUAUCUGGUUAUUUAGGUGCUUC